Molecule: messenger RNA, 1119 nt
Organism: Helianthus annuus (common sunflower)
Lineage: Eukaryota; Viridiplantae; Streptophyta; Magnoliopsida; Asterales; Asteraceae
Product: ATP-dependent DNA helicase PIF1-like
Exons: 1
Coding region: 1-1119 (372 amino acids)
Biological process (GO): telomere maintenance; DNA repair
Molecular function (GO): DNA helicase activity
Source: RefSeq, a predicted model, not a curated record
AUGGUACAUAGGCAUGCGUUCGAAGCUUUAGACCGAACCUUUAAAGAUGUUUUGGUUGACAAAAGCAAUUCUCAGUCGGAUGUUUUAUUUGGAGGUAAAGUAAUUGUGUUUGGUGGUGAUUUUAGGCAAAUUCUUCCUGUUAUUCCAAACGGAAGUAGGCAAGAAAUUGUUAAUGCUUCCUUGAGUUCAUCUUACAUAUGGUCACAUUGUAAAUUACUCACCUUAACAAAAAACAUGAGGUUGACUAUCGGUGCUUCACAAUCCACAAUGGUGGAGACUGAGAAUUUUGCCAAAUGGCUUCUUGAUAUUGGGGAAGGUAAAGUUGGAGGUGACAACGAUGGCGUUGCAAUUGUAGAAAUACCUUCCGAAUUACUAAUUACAGAUUCUUCCGAUCCCAUUGAAAGUUUAAUUCGAUUUGUGUAUCCGUCGGUUUUAGAAAGAUAUAUGGAUCUAGAUUAUUUUUCUGAAAGAGCCAUUCUGACUCCGAAAAAUGAGGUCGUUCAUGAAAUAAAUGAUCGAUUGUUAGAGUUGUUUCCUUGUGAACCAGUAGAGUACCUAAGUUCUGAUACUAUAUGUGAAACUGAAAAAGGUAUUGAUUCCUUCCAACAAGAGUUGUAUUCACCUGAUGUUUUGAAUGGUUUAAAGAUAUCUGGUUUGCCAAAUCAUCGUCUGGUUCUAAAAGUUGGCGUUCCUAUUAUGCUUCUUAGGAACAUUGACCAACAGAAUGGAUUAUGUAAUGGUACAAGGUUAAAAGUUACAUAUCUUGGAAAGAGGGUUAUGGAAGGUGAAAUUAUAUCAGGUGCUAAUGUUGGAACUAGAACGUUCAUUCCAAGAAUUAGCAUGAUUCCAUCCGACAAAAAAAUACCUUUUGCUUUUCAAAGACGACAAUUUCCUGUUGCUGUGUGUUUUGCGAUGACAAUCAACAAGAGUCAAGGCCAGUCUUUGUCUAAGGUUGGUCUUUAUUUAAAAGAACCAGUUUUCACACAUGGCCAGUUAUAUGUGGCAUUAUCUAGAGUUAAAUCAAGACAAGGGGUGAAGAUAUUAAUUCUAGAUAAGGAUGGGAAACCUACUAAUACAACAACCAAUGUUGUUUAUAAAGAAGUGUUCACUCACCUUUGA